Messenger RNA from Oppia nitens, 1395 nucleotides. Its product is annotated as transmembrane protein 135-like. The annotation marks the transcript as partial. The record is from RefSeq and is a predicted model, not a curated record. The transcript has 8 exons. NCBI's taxonomy places the organism in Eukaryota, Metazoa, Arthropoda, Arachnida, Sarcoptiformes, Oppiidae.
AUAAUGCCAUCAAUUUGGAGUAAACUAUUGAUGCCCGAGUGGGCACUGCCCUACAAUUGCUAUGAAAUUGGCCAUACGUGGACGCCUUCAUGUGAAGACGCGGCUAUAGAUAUGACUCUAACGGUGUUUGUAGAGGCCGUCAAACUGUAUACACCGUUAUAUUUGAUGAGCGAAGUUAUGCGUAGUCGUCGUCAUCGUAGCCAAAAAUGGUCACUUCAGUCGGUGGUCACUUCGGUGGUCAGCAAUACGUUGCGUUCAUCAAGUUUUCUAGGAUUUACGGCUAUGUUAAUGAUGACAGUGUUUUGCAAUAUGAGACGAUUUACCGGUAAAUUUUAUUACACACUAUGCGCUUAUCUACCGGUAUUUCUCAGCAGUUUGUUUGCCAUACUUAUCGAGAAGCGGUCGCGAAGGGCUGCGUUAGCCAUAUAUUGUGCUAACAUUGCCAGCGAAACACUAUACAGAAUGUUAGUCAACAGGAACUACAUUAGACCCGUUCCCAGGGGUGAAGUCAUACUGUUUACUGUUUCAAUUUCAGUCAUUUUACUGAUAGUACGUAAGUAUGGCUAUGGAAAGGAUGCCGUCAGCUCUGGACUUAAAUUUAUUUUGGGUGCCGAAGAAAGUGGCAAUUAUGUGAUAAACCACCGGUGCUCUAACAACAUCAAGAUUUCUGAUAAAAUUAAGUCAUUAAUACUAGAAAUGGACAGUUGUGUUGUUAGACACCCUAAAUGUAAACAUACAUAUAAUUCUUGUCUAUUGAAUACUCUGUGGUAUUCAAUGAGAAACUUUGCAAUCGGUUGGUCGGCACAGUUAGUAUUGUCGGUAUUUACAAAACAAAAGUUUUUGAAAUUACCGAUUACCACAUUUAUUAAUGGACUGACCGACAAACGUAAUAUAAAUUUUGGACUAUUUUUAAGUACAUUUACAGUAGUCUACAAAUCAAUGAUAUGUUUGUUACAUAAAACAAAUAGUUUACCGCCUGAAUGGUAUACUAUUAUAGCUUCUCUAUGUGCUGGACCAACAAUGUUAUUAUCGACAUCCAGUAUGAAUACAACAAUAACUAUGUAUUUAUUAUGGAAAGCCAUAGAAAUGGUUUAUCUAUUGGCCGUACGUAAUGGUCUGUUAGGUGGUGUCAAUCAGACAGUAAUAUUGUUGUACGCGAUAUCAACCGCACAGUUAGCAUACGUGACAAUACUGGAGCCGCGCGCUAUGAGAUCGUCGUAUUUAAAAUUUAUUGAUCGCAUAACUGGCCAAAAGCUCAAUAGUUUCAACAGAUCAGUGCUGGACGUUUUUGGGACAGGCGCUUCAAAAGGUUACGAACACAUACAGUUCCCUAAGUUAUGGUUUCAAUAUACAAGUCGACAGUUUAAGGAAAAUGUUUUAAGUUGGCUUAUCUGA